Molecule: messenger RNA, 3064 nt
Organism: Drosophila pseudoobscura
Lineage: Eukaryota; Metazoa; Arthropoda; Insecta; Diptera; Drosophilidae
Product: ATP-binding cassette sub-family G member 4
Exons: 12
Coding region: 749-3064 (771 amino acids)
Biological process (GO): transmembrane transport
Cellular component (GO): membrane
Molecular function (GO): ABC-type transporter activity; ATP binding; ATP hydrolysis activity
Source: RefSeq, a predicted model, not a curated record
UUAUUUGUGGCGAGCGUCGCGUUUGGAGCGCACGUGUAAGCGAAACAGUAGCGUAAGGGGGAGGCCUGAAAGAGAUAAAAUAAAGCAAAAUCGAAAAAAGUAUAUAAUGCACAGUGGCAAAAAAAACAAUUGAAAUUAAUUUACGCGCCGCUGCCCAUCUGCAUAAGUUCAAUGAAGGAGGCAAAAGCAGAGUGAAACAAAACCGCGCAAACAUACAGUGUCGUCGUCGUCGUCCCUCUCGUUUCCACUCAUGUGAAUGUCAGUCCGAAAAGGAAGAAAGUGCAAUACAAAAUCGAAUUCAAUUGCACAAAAAUACAAAAAAUAAAACCGCAAAAGAGUUAAAGAGGAAUCCAAAAACAAUCGCGUGUUCAUGCAAAUCGAAGACUGGAAAUGAGUUUUCUUGGGCUCAAGUUUUCUUAAAUUUUCCCAGUGAUGUGUGUUCAUUCAUGAAUUGCGUUCUGUGUCGAUGCUUUUCCACUUGUCAAUUGCUACGUCGCAUUGUCUUGGUCCAUAUGCGCACUCGUAUUCUGCGUCUCAAAGAGAACAAUAUUAUUAGUAACUACAGCAGUCACAAGAAGAGGAAACUUUCAACAACAAAGACCAGCUGAAGCAUCGAAUCGAAACGAAACGAAAGAAAUAAAGAACUUUCCGAGUGCAUCGCGUGUGUGAGAAUCGUCAUUCGGGAGCGCAGUCAACAGAGCUAUAGAACCUCUCCCGAAGAAGCACAUAGUAGAAUAUCCCCAUAAAUAUGACACUCUUGCCCGAUAUAAAACCCACAGAUGCCGCCUGCUGUGGCGGUGGGGCACACAGUGAUGCCAGCAGCACCUCCGGUGCCAGUCACAAGGGACACCACCAUGGCAAGCACCAGGAUAGUGGCUGCCUCGGCAUAAAUUGUUGCACCACAGCCGCCAGUUCGGCGCUUUCCAUCGAUGAGACAUCUUCCACAUCAUCCCGGGGUUCGGAUGCCCUGGCAGAGAAGGUGAACAACAAUUUGAACGUCUUCCAGAGGCCCAACUAUCAUGAGGGCAUGUCUCAUGCUAAUUUUGAUCACUGCGAGAAGGUUGAUAUUGAGUUUUCCGAUGUGCGAUAUCAAGUGAAAAAGUUCUCAUUUCCAGAAAGGAAAUUUGUGACCAAGGAAAUCCUCCAUGGCCUGAAUGGUAGUUUUCGUUCUGGAGAACUGACAGCCAUCAUGGGUCCCUCGGGGGCGGGCAAGAGCACGCUGUUGAAUGUCAUGUCUGGCUUCUGUGCCACUGGAGUGUCGGGCAAUAUACGAGUUAAUGGCAAGCCCAUGGCUCCCAGCUCCGAGAGAUUCCGUCAACUGUUGUGCUACAUCCAUCAGGAUGAUCUGCUGCGUCCCCAGUUAAUGGUGGGCGAAAUAAUGCUCCUGGCUGCACAUCUUAAACUCGGUUUUAAGUUCAGCAAGACCUACAAAUUGGAUUUGAUCAAACACAUCUUAUCGCUGCUGGGUCUGGAGCAUCGCUAUAAUGUGCAUACGGCAAAGCUUUCGGGUGGACAGAAGAAACGUCUCGCCAUUGCCCUGGAGCUGAUAAGCAAUCCUCCAGUACUCUAUCUGGAUGAGCCAACGACUGGUCUAGACAGCUCGUCGUGCAGUUCUUGUGUGGCGCUGCUGAAAAAACUGGCCUCCCAGGGCCACACCAUUGUUUGCACCAUUCAUCAGCCCAGUGCUUUGAUCUUUGAGAUGUUCGACAAGCUCUAUACGGUGGUCGAUGGUCACUGCAUGUACCAGGGCCCAGUGCGAGAGCUCGUGCCAUUCCUUGCCGAACAGCAGCUCGUCUGUCCCAGCUAUCACAAUCCAGCUGAUUACCUGCUGGAGGUGGCCGUCGGCGAGCAUCAACGUGAUCUGAAUGAAUUGAUCCAUGCGGCGAAUAAAAAGUAUUACGAGGAUGUUGAUCGAUAUCGUUAUAUGAGCAGUGCGGAUGUCUCACGGCUCAUGGCAACAAUAAAUGACAACAUUGGCGGCAAAGAGCUGAGCACUUCGAAUCAAAUGUUGCCAACCGUUGCUCUGGCGCAAUUCUCCAGCUACGACUAUGUGAAACCGGCACAGCAGGAACUGGCGCUGGAGGAGAUCAAGGCACUCAGUGGCCCCACGGAGCUGGAGCUGGUGGAUCAAGAGCAAUCAGAGAAUCAGCAACAGCAGCUGCCACUCGCCAAUGUCAAAGCAACCGUCAAAGAGUUGGCCACUGCACCGAAUGCCGCCAGCUCGGCCUCGUUCCUCAUGCAAUAUCUGCUCCUGAUGCAACGUAUCUUGAUCUGUGCCCGUCGCAGCUACUUUCUGCUUCUAGCUCGGAUCUUUUCGCACAUUUUCAUUGGCGUCGUCUUUGGCUAUCUCUACCUGAACGUGGGCAAUAAUGCACAGAGCGUGCUUGGCAAUUACGUCUAUCUGUACGGCUCGACACUGCUCUUGGUCUACACGGGCAAAAUGGCUGUGGUCUUGACAUUUCCGCUGGAAAUAGACAUGCUGACAAGGGAGCACUUUAAUCGCUGGUAUAAACUAGGGCCGUACUUCCUAUCGCUGAUCUCCUUCGAGAUACCCUUUCAGAGCCUCUGCACCGCCCUGUACAUCAUCAUCAGCGUUCAUUUGACGGGUAACGAUAGCGUAGAGUCUUUUCGCAUAUACUACUUUAUGCUGCUGGGAAUAAUGGCUUCGUUGAGUGCCCAGGCCUGGGGCUUCUUCGUGGGAGCCACGCUGCCAACAAAGCUUGCCGUAUUUUUGGGACCCAUAUUAGCGGUGAUGUUCUCUGUGUUUGGCUUUUGUACACGAUACAUAGACAUCACACCGCUGUUCCGUUGGAUGUGGCAUUUGAGCUAUUUCCGGGCCGGAUUCCAUGGUGCUUUGAAUGCGAUCUAUGGGAUGGAUCGCGCUUUCCUCGAGUGUCCGGAGAAUGCGAUGUACUGUCAUUUCAGGAGUCCCAAAGUGUUUCUCAAGUACAUGAUGAUCUCGGACGUGCACAUGUCCGACUGUCUGCUGCUCAUGGGCAUAGUGAUCGGGGUGAUGCAUGUCCUGACCAUCCUCACGCUCUGGCGCAAGCUGAACAAACGAUAG